Molecule: messenger RNA, 3377 nt
Organism: Tripterygium wilfordii
Lineage: Eukaryota; Viridiplantae; Streptophyta; Magnoliopsida; Celastrales; Celastraceae
Product: probable splicing factor 3A subunit 1
Exons: 5
Coding region: 42-2465 (807 amino acids)
Biological process (GO): regulation of alternative mRNA splicing, via spliceosome; mRNA cis splicing, via spliceosome
Cellular component (GO): catalytic step 2 spliceosome; U2-type prespliceosome; U2 snRNP
Molecular function (GO): protein binding; RNA binding
Source: RefSeq, a predicted model, not a curated record
UGGUUCUUUGUAAGUUUCUCUGUUUUGAGGAGAAAAAAGGAAUGCUAGGCAGUUUGCCAAUCUUGCCUCUUCCAGCACCCCCGUCUGAUGGAGAUCUUGGGCCUCUUCCUCCGUCCCAGGUACCAAAUGAAGAAGAGAAUUCUACGAAUGAAGAAGAGAGCAAGUCAAACUCUGUUCCAACACCUGUGGCAACUCAUACAAGGACUAUAGGGAUUAUACAUCCUCCUCCAGAUAUCAGGAAUAUCGUGGACAAGACUGCCCAAUUUGUUGCAAAAAAUGGACCUGACUUUGAAAAAAGAAUCAUCGCCAGUAAUGCUAACAAUGCCAAGUUCAACUUUUUGAGCCCUACAGAUGCUUACCAUACAUACUAUCAACAUCGGUUGUCUGAAUUUCGUUCCCAAAAUCAAUCUUCUGGCCUGCAGACUCGUUCCCAGCCUGCUGAUUCUGGUGAGUCAGCUCCCCCUGUUCCUGAUGCUGAUGGCAGUGAAGCUGCUGCAAAACUUGAUACUGGAGCUCAGUUUAAAUUACCUGUGCGUAAGGUUCUUGAGCCCCCGGAGGCUGAGCGAUAUACUGUCCGGCUUCCUGAAGGGAUUACAGGUGAAGAACUGGACAUCAUUAAGCUAACAGCUCAGUUUGCUGCUCGAAAUGGUAAAUCAUUCUUGACAGGAUUGGCAAGUCGGGAGAUGAACAAUCCACAGUUCCAUUUUUUAAAGCCAACUCAUAGCAUGUUCAUGUUUUUUACUGCUCUUGCGGAUGCCUAUUCGAGAGUUUUGAUGCCUCCAAAAGGUUUGACAGAAAAGCUGAAGAGGAGUGUUACUGACAUGACUACUGUGCUUGAACGAUGUUUGCAUCGCCUGGAGUGGGAACGUUCGCAGGAGCUAGCUAGGCAGAAAGCAGAUGAUGAGAUUGAGCAGGAGAGAUUGCAAAUGGCUAUGAUUGAUUGGCAUGAUUUUGUUGUGGUUGAGAGCAUAGAUUUUGCUGAUGAUGAGGAUGAGGAGUUACCUCCUCCAAUGACCCUUGAGGAGGUUGUACGAAGGAGUAAGAUAUCUGCAACUGCAAUGGAUGAAGAUGAGUUUGUUGAGCCUGGAAAGGCUGUAGAAAUGGAAAUGGAUGAAGAAGAAGUGCAGCUAGUUGAAGAGGGCAUGAAGGCUGCCAGCCUUGAAGAGAGUGAUGGUGAAAAGAAGGUGAAGGCAAACGAGGAGCCGGAACCACCAAUGAGGAUUGUAAAGAACUGGAAGAGACCAGAGGAGAGGAUCCCUGCAGAGAGAGACCCAACGAAGUUCACUGUAUCCCCAAUUACUGGGGAGCUAAUUCCAAUUAAUGAGAUGUCCGAGCACAUGAGGAUUUCCCUUAUUGAUCCAAAGUAUAAGGAGCAAAAAGAAAGGAUGUUUGCUAAGAUUCGAGAGACAACUCUUGCGCAGGAUGACGAGAUUGCCAAAAAUAUUGUGGGACUUGCACGAACCCGUCCUGAUAUCUUCGGUACAACGGAGGAAGAAGUUUCUAAUGCCGUCAAGGCAGAGAUUGAGAAGAAGAAAGAUGAGCAGCCAAAACAAGUCAUAUGGGACGGUCACACUGGAAGCAUUGGACGCACUGCAAACCAAGCUAUGUCUCAGAAUAUCAAUGGUGAAGAUCAGAAUGAUGUUAGUAACAACGAUGGGAGGUUCCUUCCUGGUCCUACUGCUCCUCCUCCACGACCUGGUUUGCCAUCCAUCCGACCCCUCCCCCCACCACCUGGUCUGGCCUUGAAUCUUCCUCGACCCCCUAAUGCAGUUCAAUAUUCAGCUCCAAAUAGUGGUGCAUACCCUGUACCACCACCCCGGCCACCAGGAAUGCCAAUGAUGACAUCAAUUCCUCCACAACAGCCACCAUUGCCAACUGGACAGCAACCAAUGAUGAUGCAUCGUCCACCCCAAAUGCAUCAUCCACCUAUGUCUAUGAACGCACCUAGUAUUCCUGUUCCACCUCCACCUGGAUCUCAGUUUACUCCAAUACCAGUUCCCAGACCUUUUGCCCCUAUGCCUGUCCCUCCUCCUACCAUGCAUAUGAUGCCGCCACCGCCACCUCCUCAAGGAAUGCCACCACCGCCACCACCUGAUGAUGCUCCUCCACCACUUCCAGAUGAACCAGAGCCAAAGAGGCAGAAGCUUGAUGAUUCUAUGCUUAUUCCUGAAGAUCAAUUUCUGGCUCAACAUCCGGGACAUGUUCGCAUCAAUGUGUCUGUUCCCAAUGUUGAUGAAGGAAAUCUCAAAGGGCAAGUCCUGGAGAUUACAAUGCAAUCCUUGUCUGAGACAGUUGGCAGCCUGAAGGAGAAAAUAUCAGGGGAGAUCCAACUACCAGCAAACAAACAGAAGUUGAGUGGAAAAGCUGGUUUUCUCAAGGACAAUAUGUCGCUUGCGUAUUACAAUUUUGGUGCAGGGGAAACACUCACUCUGUCUUUGAGAGAGCGUGGUGGUAGAAAGAGAUAAUCAGGCUUCUUGACCAGAUUAAUUAAGAUGGAAAGUGUGGUAUCUACUACAGAUCUGAUUCCAUGGCGAUAUUGGCGAGUCUCUUAAGGGCAAUGGGAAGUAGAGGUGUUCCUUUUUCUUUGGCAUUAACUUAUGUCACAAAAGAUUCCUUACUCUUGCCAUUUUCAAUUGAUACUCUGAGAAACAUUUGUUACGCAGUAGGUUUUUUGGGUAAUUACUCUUGUUAUUGAUUUUGAUACGUUGAUGCUGGAUUUUUUCCCCGUUUGUAAAGGUAGUGAUCAAAAGAUUGUUCCGUUGGAGUUGGGUUAUUCUUUUGUAGGUAGGAUGCGAGUGUACUUGGCAUGUGGAUCUGCAGAUGGUUUAUACAGUUUUUACAUGGGAUGUACACCAAUAGAAUGCUUAUUUGUUUGGCUGGAUAGUCUGUGCGACCCAUCAGAUGCCACAUAUUCUGUAGAAUGUUUUGACGCAGCAUUGACCUGGAUGGGUGGCUGUUCAAGAUGGAAGCGAGUAAUACUAAAGUUAUUCAUUCAUGUUUUCCCUGUUAGGUUGUCGCCUGAUUAUGGUCAUGCAAUGCCUUCUGCAUUUUGUGACAUCUUCUAGUUAGAUGAUACAUGCAAUGUGGCUCAGUCAUGCUAAGAGUUUUUGUUCAGACUAUAGCGUUAAAAAGAUUUAUGGAUCUAACUUUUGAGGCAUUCUGGGUAUUGAACUUUGAUUAUUCCUAGAGUGUUAGCUGGGCAACAUGUAGAUUGUAGAUUUGUAGGCUUACCUUGGAAAAUCAGUGAAGUAGAAUGGGUUUUGGGGAGAGGUAAAUUUGAGAUUUUUACUAUUGAUAGUGUUGUAGAGGUGCAAUCUAGUGGACACUUGUUCAAUUACGGGCAGCCAAGAAAACGAAAAAGAUUUUGGCAAUCUUUC